AAUUUUGAAAAAAAAGUUAUAAGCUAUUCACCUAGACUUAUUGUGGAAAAGGCAGGACCAACAAUGUCUAUUCCUAAAAAUAUUAACGAAAUACCACGUACGAGUUUUAUACCUAAAAAAAAGGUAAAUAAAAGUAAUAUUAAGAAUGUUUCUUUUGUUUUGUGGACGCAAAUUAAAAAAUCAAAAACACACGAUAGAUUUCGUAAAACUGGGGUCCAUAUCCAACAAACACGA
Messenger RNA from Racocetra persica, 234 nucleotides. NCBI's taxonomy places the organism in Eukaryota, Fungi, Glomeromycota, Glomeromycetes, Diversisporales, Gigasporaceae. The record is from the annotation of a GenBank genome assembly.